Molecule: messenger RNA, 1012 nt
Organism: Pygocentrus nattereri (red-bellied piranha)
Lineage: Eukaryota; Metazoa; Chordata; Actinopteri; Characiformes; Serrasalmidae
Gene: hdip1
Product: chromosome 25 C16orf87 homolog
Exons: 4
Coding region: 249-710 (153 amino acids)
Source: RefSeq, a predicted model, not a curated record
GGAGGAGAAUGGGAAAGCGAAUGGAGGAGUUUUCAUUUCGGAUGGACGGCGUGUGCGUGUGUGUGUGAGGAGCUGGUGUUAGUGCGGUAUAUGAGUGUGUGUGUGAGAGAGAGAGAGAGAGAGAAAGUGUGUGUGAGUGAGUGAGAGAGACAGAGACAGAGAGAGAUGAGCCUGUAGUUGGAGUAAACACACACACGCGCGCGCAGCGAGGCGAGCGCGAGCGAUUCUUCAGGACUGGACUUUUAAUCAUGUCUACAAAUAAAGUCAAGAAAGUGAAAAUGGCCACUAAAUCGUGUCCGGAGUGUGACCAACAGAUUCCCGUAGCCUGUAAGUCCUGCCCGUGUGGCUACGUCUUCAUCAGCCGAAAGCUUCUCAAUGCAAAGCUGAGCGAGAGGUCGCCCCCUGGUUUAGAUAAACUGGACGCGAAGAGAAGACGGACAGAAAGAAUAAGAAAGGAGAAGAUCAACUUAACGUCUACUAAUGAUAUGGAAAACAGAAGGCGGUCCCGAACCAACAGCCAGUCGGAUCCGAUCCGGAGAGGGCGGGGCAGACCGAAGACAGUUGGCCUGAAGAAGCAGGAAGAGGAGAAAGAAAAACAGGAAAAGGAGGUCGACAUUUAUGCCAACCUGUCAGACGAGAAGGCUUUUGUUUUCUCCGUGGCCUUGGCUGAGAUCAACCGCAAGAUCCUGGGCCAGAGACUCAUCCUGUAGGGGGGAGGGGCUAAAGUGAAUGAUUGACGGGCAGAAAUCGGGACUACUGCAUGGACCUACAGGUGACCUAUGUGCCGGAGAGAGGAAGGGGAGGGGCUUUGGGACCCAGGAGGGCUUGGGACUGUCAGCGGGACGCUGUCGGGCAGGCAGGUGUUUGGAGCCACAUGGAGGCGCCUGGUCUGCAUAUUUGGAGGAGGGAGAACUGACUGUACUCUGAAAAAUAUGAUUCUGAACAUGGACAGUUUUAGGAGUCUUAUCUAUUUAUCAUUAAAAUCAGAUUUUAUGGAAUGUGUUAAAGGAAA